AUGGCUCGAAAUCCCUUUGGACCUGUUGGCCCUGGCCCAUCGAGGCAACCUUCCAAGAAUGAGAAGGAUGCGAGGCCAAAGUCACCCAAAGAUGAGAAGGACGUCAAACGCGACAACAAGCGAGCACGGAAGGAGGAGAAACGUAGGCUCAAGGAAGAAGAAGCUGCCAAACGACAGAAGCGAGAGAAGGAGGAAGCCGAAGCUGAACUGCAACGCUUUGAACAGGAGUUGCAGCGUCGGAACAACUUUCUCUUGCGACGCCGUCAGCAGGAGGAAGACGACCAACGCAAAGAAGUAGAGGCGCAGAAACAAGCGGCUAGAGAAGAAGAAGAACGCAAGCAGCGGGAAAUUGAGAUCAAGCGUAUGUCUGUAGAGGACAAACUUCGAAUGAAAUUUGAGGUGGAGGAGAGGCGGCAAGAAGCUGAGAAGCGCAAGUUAGAGGAAGCAGAGCGUCGAAAGCAGGAGCGUGCUGAGCGAAAGCGAAGAGAGCAGGAGCAAGAGAAGCAAUGUCGGGAGGAGCAACGAAAAGCUGCCCGACCAUCACCAGAGGAGACUGCCAGGCUUUUGCAAGCCAAAGAGCAGGAGAUCGCGAGAGUGCAGGCAGAACUGGCAAAGAAGAGGAAAGAAGAGGCACACAAGAAACAGAUGGAGCAACGCGAAAAAAGUAGGAGCAGAUCAAAGUCAUCGUCCCCAAGAUCCCCAAGAUCCCCAAGCAGGAGGUCAAGCAGUAGCUCGCCAGUUCGGAACAAAUCACGCCGUGGGCGCAAAGAUAAGCGAC
Molecule: messenger RNA, 778 nt
Organism: Cladocopium goreaui
Lineage: Eukaryota; Dinophyceae; Suessiales; Symbiodiniaceae
Source: the annotation of a GenBank genome assembly